UGUUACUCUCAGAUGCUCCUGUCUACGUGCGUCCGAAACGAUUCAGAGAAGGACUAUCAUCUACUAUAGAAAAAGAAGGCGCUUUGAUUUUAACUUGAAAAAUCCACUCCCUCGCCUUAGAGCGAUUGUUUAGCUAGGUUUUCCAAAUUGUCUCCUUCCGCAUGGAUGACAGGGAGCAAACACAAGCAAGAUGAGUGCUCCGUCGAAUGGUCAUGUUGCUAAGGGCGCGCCGAAGCGCAGGGUUGGUAUCGUCGGCUACGGCAAGCUGGGAGAGUUUCUUUGCGACAAGCUAGAAGGUAAUGAAGAAGUGGAGAUUGCUUGGGUGUGGAACCGGACGGCUUCGAAGAUACCAGCAGACAAGUACAAGAUUCUUGACGACUUGAAGGGUUUUGCGUCUGAGCCACUUGAUCUAGUAGUCGAAGUAGCACAUCCAGAUAUAUCGAAGGAAUACGGUCUGAAGUUUUUGGAUUUUUGUGACUACUACAUGGGCUCGCCGACUGCGAUGGCCGAUGCGACUCUUUGCGAAAAACUACAGGGAGCUGCGAAGAACGAUGCCAUAAAAGGAUCAUUGUACACCUUCCUUUCUAUAGUUGUUCUUUCUUUGUAAUAGUUGCUAUUUCCCACGUCACAGCAUUGAAAUUCGAUAGGUAUGCUUGCACAUGUAAACAGAAAAUCUGAAAUGACUUCCACGACAGAGUAGACAUAGACCCUAUGCAGGACUCAGGAUUCUUGUUGGCUUCCUUUACGAAGCGAAAACGAUCUUGCAUAUCACCGUACGACUUAGAAUUGGAACGAGCUUUGGGUACGUUUUUAUGGCUGCAAAAUUUAGAUUUGAUUCGGCUGUCUCAUGCUUAUCAUUCAGCAUCCGAAAAUCACCACAGCAUAGAUGUUUAACUUGUUGGUACGAACUUUCUGGCGCAUCUUCACAAUUAUACAUCAUCCAAAAUUGCUCACAGGUACAUUCCCGUUGGCGCUUUGUGGGGUGCAGUGGAUAUCCAGCGCAUGGCUGAUUUGGGAACCCUCAAAGGUCUUCGCGUGACCAUGCGUAAGCAUCCCGACUCUCUACGGCUCGUUCCGCCGCUCAGUGAGAAACUUGCAGCGGGUCCACCGGGUGAAAGUCCUGAGAACGUGUUGUUCUUGGGUCCAGUCCGCGACCUUUGUCCCCUAGCCCCGAAUAACGUGAACACCAUGGCCUGUGCCGCAAUCGCAGCGUGGAACCUCGGUUUUGACAAGACUGAAUCAAGACUGGUUGCUGACACACGUUUGACGGAAACACACGAAAUAGAAGUCGAGGUUGAGGGACCAAACGGUUUCAAAGUUUCAACUGUGCGUUCGAAUCCUGCGCAGGUGGGCGCGGUGACGGGCGCGCAGACAUACAUGUCCUUUUUCCACAGCCUCACGAAGGCGCAUGGAAAAGGGGUUGGGGUCUUCUUCUGCUAGCUUUUGACUGAGGAAAACAGGCGCUGCUUGGAUUCUCGUUUUCCGUCGGAUUCAUGAAGAGGAUUGAACGACCCGUGUAAGAAAAUUUUGAAGGGUCAACCCUGAUCGAUGUUCGGAAAGUUUUUGCGAAUUUUUUUAAUGGAGUAGCGGCUUAGUAAGGCCACGGAGCGCAAAGCAUGUUGUGCUGCCACUUAUUUUGGG
Molecule: messenger RNA, 1641 nt
Organism: Amoebophrya sp. A25
Lineage: Eukaryota; Dinophyceae; Syndiniales; Amoebophryaceae
Source: the annotation of a GenBank genome assembly